This is a messenger RNA of Aspergillus pseudonomiae, 1216 nucleotides long. RefSeq lists its product as uncharacterized. The transcript is spliced from 3 exons. The record is from RefSeq and is a predicted model, not a curated record. Bases 419 to 1033 code for a protein of 204 amino acids. Lineage: Eukaryota; Fungi; Ascomycota; Eurotiomycetes; Eurotiales; Aspergillaceae.
GCCUAAAUCUUUAACAGUGCUGUAGAACAAUUCGUUGUGUCCUCAACCGAAUGGCCUUCGAAGCCUCAAGCGUUCUAAUCCCCUGUGCAAUCCUUCACUGACACUGAAAGUGUAAUCAGCAAGUCAAUACAUUCCGUAGUCCAAGAAUCUCAGUAGCCCAGUAACACUUGUUUCUCUUGCAAGUUGAUCAGGCCACCCUUUCAUUCACUGAGUUCCUCCACUCACUGAUCCCUUCAUCUCACCAGACUACAUUGAUACCCUAAUCACUUCAACAUCUAUCGUCUAAGCAGCCAUAGUGUUACUGCACCUCUCUCUCUCUCUUAUCAUUCACAACGAAAGACUCGACAUCCGAAUCCCAACUCACCUCACAACAUCCACUUGCACAAGUCCCACGUACCUAUCUACCAACCAACGAACAAUGGACCAAGCACCUCCAACUCCACCCACACCCGCCUCCCAGGAGGACACCAUGCCCGAAUUCACCCCCAUCAACGGCAACACUGCCGAAACUUCGGUCCCCUCCCCCUCGGCCGCAGCAGCAAGCACCCCCACCAAACGCGGCAAGAAAUCCGCAGCCGCCAACGGCGAGAAAGCCUCACCUUCCAAGAAGGCCAAGGCAGUAGCGGGAUCCAGCCCCUCGAAGAAAACCAUCGGACUCAUCCCGACCUCUUUCGAGGCGGCUGGAUUAUCCGAUCGAAUGAUUAUUCAGAUGCGGGAUGACGAGGGCAAGAACUGGGGCGAGAUUAAUGAGUCGUGGAUGAAGAUGACUGGUAUCAAGGUGGGGACUAGUACGCUGCGAAUGAGGUAUACAACUAUGAAGGCGAAUUUUGUGGAGUUUACUGGGGAAGAUGAAGCGAGACUUCUUCGUCUUAAGAAGGAGAUUGAGGAGAAGUUUGAGCAGGAGAAGUGGCCUAAGCUUAUGGAGGCGAUUGAGGCUGACGGUGGGAAGAAGUAUCCUGUUGCUGCUUUGCAGAAGAAGUUCAAGGAUCUGGCUAAGGGUAACACUCAUGCUGAUACUGUUAAGGAGGAGUAAGAGGCUCUGGGGUUUGCUGGGCUUCCAUGGGAGGUGGAGGGCAGGCUUGAGCUAGGAAAAAGGAUGCGAAGUACAGAUUUGGGCUAGAUGCAAUUGAAGAUGACACAGCUGGAUAGCUAUGCUGUUGUUCUUGUAAAAGCCUGGCUUAAUUAUCCUCCAUCAAGUCAAUUCUAACACAUGAGC